AUGGCGGCCAGACGUGCUGCCUCAAGACGCGUUCGAGCACCCUUCGCUGCUCUCGCAGCACUUUGGUUAGUUGCAGCAGUGAUUUCCUUGGUCCAGCUGAACUUCGUUGGACCAGGGAUCUCACCUCCCAGGCGUUUGGCCAGGGGUUUUCGCAGCAUGCGAUUGGUUCAACAGCGAGCUGAGCCCGAGAUAGAGCAUGUGCCGGUGUCAGGUAAGUCCUUGGAUUUGGUUGUUGGGAAGUACUACAAUGCCGUCGUGAAAAAGUUUGUGCCAAAUGGAGUACAGCUGGACCUCGGUGUGGAGAAGCCGGGCUACCUACAUGUGUCGAGAAUGAAGCCCAAAGGAGAAUUUGUGAGCGACCCCUCAGAAGUCUUGACUUUGAAGGAUGUUAUCCCAGUUCGCGUUUGGAAAAUCAAGGGACGUGAAGUGGAGGUUCGGGUGCUGCAGGUCAUGAUGCCUGGAGCCGCACAGGCAGAGUUCCAGAAACGGCCGCUUUGGGACUACAAAGCUGGAGAGGAGCUCGAAGGAACCGUUACGGGGCUGCGCAAGAGAGCGGCGUUUGUGGAUGUUGGGGCGAUGGUAGAUGCAUACUUCCCGGAGGAGAACUGGGGAGACCUGGAAGGCAAACUGGAACUGGGCCAAAAGUUGAAGUUUCGGAUUGAGAAGGUGAUGGGCAGCAGGAUAAUUCUUGAAGAGGCUUGA
This is a messenger RNA of Cladocopium goreaui, 702 nucleotides long. The record is from the annotation of a GenBank genome assembly. NCBI's taxonomy places the organism in Eukaryota, Dinophyceae, Suessiales, Symbiodiniaceae.